UCGACUGUGCGGUACUGGAGAUACUUUCAAUAAAUAAAAUAACAAAAGUAAUCAAACCUAAAAUGAUAAUUUGCACAUGUUUUCUUAGUUUUUUGACAUAUCAGUGAAGCAAUAACCUAGUCAUAAUGGAAGUAACGAGUGGCGCUGAAGAUGCGUUUGUGCGCGAAUGGACACCUUGCACUCAUAUUUUGAAUUUAAUUCCACCUCGUAUUUCUACGGGUAUAUUUUCUAGUGAACUGUGUCUGACUUGUGUGGACGCUGUGAGUGACUACAUAGCGCUGGGCACGAACGUGGGUUUAGUGUACUGGUACGACAGGAAAAAGGGCAAUAUCCAGAGGCUACGAUGCGAGGCCGCAGCGACCCCCAUCACGUUCGUAAAGAUCGUCAACACCGUGGAUUACAUGGUGGGCGCCGGCAACGCGUCAGGACAGGUCAUGGUAUUCCAAAUACCCAAGGAGCACCCGGAGAACAUCCCUGACACGUUGAAGCCUAAAGUGGAGCCGAAGGUCGAGAGGUACACAAUCAGUGACUUGCACAAGGGAAAAAUAACCGCUAUCGAGUGGUCAAAAAACGGAAUGAGGUUGUUCUCUGGAGACAAAAACGGCGUCAUCAUCAUGACCGAGAUCGACUUCUACAUGCACCUCUGCAAAUCCAGCGAGAUAGUGAAUGAAGAACAUGAGAUUGUGCAGAUGAGCUACUAUCAGAACACUCUGUUGGUGUCCAGUCUAUACCGGACCAUCGUGUGCGAGAAGCGGGACGGCAAGUGGUCGAUCAACCAAAUAGGCAAGCGAGAGAGAAAGAGCCUGUGUCACCUCGGCGCGGUGUUCCAAUACUCGUACUCCCGCGGCGGUGCGGCCGUCGCCUACUGCGCGCGCCCCGGGCUGAGGCUGUGGCGCGCCGACAGGACCGGACAAGUGCUGCACACACUUAUGUUCAAGGACGCAAUAUCAAACCCGCUGACCAUCGCAGAGCUGCUCAACCCGUCAUCACGGAAGCACAACCAUUCCGACAUGGAGUACAACCUGGGGCCGCUGCACGUGUUCAGGGAGCAUUACCUUGUGGCGCACAACGAACAUUUCCUUUACGUGCUCGACCCCGACACCCUGAGGGCUACAGCUGUCGUCGAUGACUUAAGAAGGAUCCUCUCAGUAGCGGUGAACAAGGACGAGAUCUUCGUGCUAGAGGGAGGCCGCUCGCUCGUGCGUCUCGCUCACGCGCCCGAGCCGGCCACGCUCGCUUCAGACGAGUCAAUCAACCUGAUGACGAAAUCCCUUACCAACUCAAUCCAGCAAGUCGUGAACACAGUGCGGGACGUGACGCUCGACCAGACGGCGUUCAUCACCAGCGUACUAGAGGCACCAAAUUGGCUGACUAAGGACGCGAAGGACGCAACAGUGGCUGAAGAGUGUUUCGAACUGCCGCCAGUUAGGCAGUUGCCUGACGUAUCUCGCGACGUUUUGGAGUCCAUUAUAAACGAGUUCAAAGACGUGUCGUCGGAGGUGGAAGAGAUCAGGAGGGUCAAGUCCGAAGAGCUGCAGAAAAAGCUCAAGCUGUAUAACAGCAUAAUGGAGAAGAAAUGCGACUCGGAGUUAAUUCACUCCCGGCGCAGUCGCCGCCGGCCCGGCUCCGGCGCCUCCACCCCGCGCGCCCGCACCCCCGCGCGCGUCACCACCACCAGCCCCUGCCUCAUGCACGUCAGCGUGUACGGUAACAACGACCAACAAAACGACGACCUUCUAGAAAAGCAAAUUGAAGAAAAAGAGAAAAUCCUAGCGAAAAUGCUCAACCUGGACUCCCUAAGCAUCACCACCAAAAUAGAAGACUGUCCCAAAGACGAGUAUGUACCACAAAUUAAAGAACCAGAAAUUGUCACCCCAAAACAUAAAAUAGAUAACAAGGAAGUUGAAUUAGUGCCUAAGAUUGUAAAGUUACCUAAUAAUUGGAAUUUAGAGAAUAUUGAAUUGAGGUUAGAAAUGCAGACGAAUGGUAUAAAGGACGUGAAGAAUUUGAUGUCACCGGAGGAACAUUCGGAUAGCGAGUGGGAGAUCGUUUGAUAGUUGGUUUCAAAUUAGGGUACCCUCUUUUUUUAAACAUAAGGAUAGCUGUCAUCGCAAAUGUAUGCGUAAACGAUAAUGGUGUUGACCCCGUUUUUUUUAAGAAUAGAUUUUUUUUAACCUCAAAAGUUGUGGUAAUUAACUUUUUCUUUCGAAAUGCUAGCUAGGGUCCCUAUGUUAUCUAAUAUUACGGUACAAUAAUAUGUGACGUUCCAUGGGAAAAGGUACCAUAUGGCGGCUGGCGCUUACGUCGCAUAGCACCGCAAUGAUAUUGGAGCGGCGUUAAUAAUAGCGUAAGCGCCAACCGCCAUAAGGUACCUUUACCCGUGGGACAUCACAUAUGUAAACGACACUAUAAUUCAGUGCCUAGUUACUCAGAUUUAAUUUUGAAGUAAAAAAGUUACCACUACUUUUGAGGUUAUAAAAUUUUUAAUCUGAAAAAUCGGAAAAGCGUUUUUAGGUAGGUACCUACCAGUAAAAUGGAGGUGACUAGGAAAAUUUGGGGUUACUUUGAUAGUUUUAAAACGGCUAGAAAUUUACCACUCUUCAUUAUUUACUGAAACUGUUUGUGUAACUAGUUUGAUUACUAUAAAUUGAUGUUCGCCUACUGAAAAGAUCCCGCAUAAAAAAAUAUUAUGGUUUAAAAACUGAAAUUUCAAAGUCGCUUCUACAUUUCUAAUAUCUAACCCGUAUGUCAUGGUGUUUGGCCUCCGCUGUGAGCCGGACAUGAUUUUGUAAAUAAAUAAUAAAUAAACUAGGAAAUUUCAAAGCCGCCCCCAUUUUACGUGUCCAUUAUUUAUUUGACAGUUUAUUAUACCUACCUAAAAUUAGGCAGUAAACAUUUCUAAUUAAUGAUUUAAGUCAAAGGUUGGAUAUUUCGUAGCAUGAUUUAUUAUGUGUCUUAGAACUCGGCUGAACAAUAUAACGAAGCUUUAAAUAGCUUGGCAACUAGUGCAUUAAUUUAACUGUAGUUUGACAAGCUAAACUCAAGUGUGGCGGUUAAUAGGGAAAACAC
This is a messenger RNA of Cydia strobilella, 3069 nucleotides long. Its product is annotated as WD repeat-containing protein CG11141. Gene Ontology annotation, molecular function: protein binding. Bases 126 to 2054 code for a protein of 642 amino acids. The transcript has 11 exons. NCBI's taxonomy places the organism in Eukaryota, Metazoa, Arthropoda, Insecta, Lepidoptera, Tortricidae. The record is from RefSeq and is a predicted model, not a curated record.